Messenger RNA from Ochotona curzoniae (black-lipped pika), 2073 nucleotides. RefSeq names its product sorting nexin 2 (gene SNX2). Lineage: Eukaryota; Metazoa; Chordata; Mammalia; Lagomorpha; Ochotonidae. The record is from RefSeq and is a predicted model, not a curated record. Gene Ontology annotation, cellular component: endosome membrane; endosome; retromer complex. Gene Ontology annotation, molecular function: phosphatidylinositol binding. Gene Ontology annotation, biological process: early endosome to Golgi transport; intracellular protein transport. The transcript has 16 exons. Bases 79 to 1650 code for a protein of 523 amino acids.
CGGCGCGCCCGCCCGGCCGUGCGUGCUCACGUGAUAGAUCCGCGAGCCCCGUGCGCGCAGUCGUCUGGGCGAGCGAAGAUGGCGGCCGAGAGGGAACCUCCUCCGCUGGGGGACGGGAAGCCCACCGACUUUGAGGAGCUGGAGGACGGGGAGGACCUGUUCACCAGCACCGUCUCCACUCUGGAGUCAAGUCCAUCAUCUCCAGAACCAGCUAGUCUUCCAGCGGAAGAUGUUAGUACAAACUCCAAUGGUCCCAGAGCCGCCGAAGCUGUGCUAGACGAUGGCAGAGAGGAUCUCUUUGCAGAAGCCACAGAAGAAGUGUCUUUGGACAGCCCAGAGCGGGAACCUGUCCUGUCCUCAGAGCCUUCUCCUGCAGUCACUCCCGUCACGCCCACCGCACUCAUUGCUCCGAGAAUUGAAUCCAAGAGCAUAUCUGCUCCUGUGAUCUUCGACAGGUCCAGGGAGGAGAUUGAAGAAGAAACAAAUGGGGAUAUUUUUGAUAUAGAAAUUGGUGUAUCAGAUCCAGAGAAAGUUGGUGACGGCAUGAAUGCUUACAUGGCUUACAGAGUAACAACAAAGACUUCUCUUUCCAUGUUCAGUAAGAGUGAAUUUUCAGUUAAAAGAAGAUUCAGUGACUUUCUUGGUUUGCACAGCAAAUUAGCAAGCAAAUAUUUGCAUGUUGGUUACAUUGUGCCACCAGCUCCGGAAAAGAGUAUAGUAGGUAUGACCAAGGUCAAAGUGGGUAAAGAAGAUUCAUCAUCCACCGAGUUUGUUGAGAAACGGAGAGCAGCUCUGGAAAGGUAUCUUCAGAGAACAGUGAAACACCCAACAUUGCUGCAGGAUCCUGAUUUAAGACAAUUCUUGGAAAGUUCAGAGCUGCCGCGAGCAGUUAAUACCCAGGCUCUGAGUGGGGCAGGAAUAUUGAGGAUGGUGACCAAGGCUGCCGACGCUGUCAACAAGAUGACCAUCAAGAUGAAUGAAUCGGAUGCAUGGUUUGAAGAAAAGCAGCAGCAGUUUGAGAAUCUGGAUCAGCAACUUAGGAAACUUCACGCCAGUGUCGAAGCCUUGGUCUGCCACAGGAAAGAACUUUCAGCCAACACAGCUGCAUUUGCUAAAAGUGCUGCCAUGUUGGGUAAUUCUGAGGACCACACCGCUUUGUCGAGGGCCUUGUCUCAGCUGGCCGAGGUGGAGGAGAAGAUCGACCAGUUACACCAGGAGCAGGCGUGUGCCGACUUCUACAUGUUGUCAGAACUGCUCAGUGACUACAUCCGCCUGGUUGCUGCAGUGAAGGGUGUGUUUGACCAUCGAAUGAAGUGCUGGCAAAAAUGGGAAGAUGCUCAAAUUACUUUGCUCAAAAAACGUGAAACUGAGGCCAAAAUGAUGGUUGCUAACAAACCUGAUAAAAUACAACAAGCUAAAAAUGAAAUAAGAGAGGAAAUUGAAGAGUGGGAAGCAAAAGUUCAACAAGGAGAAAGAGAUUUUGAACAGAUCUCUAAAACGAUUCGAAAAGAAGUAGGAAGAUUUGAGAAAGAACGAGUAAAGGAUUUUAAAGCUGUUAUCAUCAAGUACUUAGAGUCAUUAGUACAGACACAGCAACAGCUGAUAAAAUACUGGGAGGCAUUCCUGCCGGAAGCCAAAGCCAUUGCCUAGCAGGAAGCCGGUGCCUGCUGAGACCAGCUUGGACGUGUGCUCCAAUGACGCCGAGUCCCACGCUGAAAUCAUUUAAAACCAUCUAAAUAAGCCACUCUAUAUUUUAUUAAUGACAUGUGGUUUUUUAUAUAUAUACUCUGACAUUUGAUUACCAGCUGCAUGUCCUGACCCUCUGAGUGGACUGUGGCAUGACAUUCCGCAGUACUUUGCUGAAUUGAACACUAUUGUGUCUUAAAUACUUGCACUGAAAAGUGCCCUGCAAGGCAAGAACAUUUUACAAUAUUUUUUCUUUACAGUAUGUUCUGUAGCAAGUUUACCCUUUCUGAAGUGAAUUAUCAAUGCAUUGAUUACUGUUCACUUAUACAUUCCUGUACAGAAAUUAUGAUUUUGUGAUUAUGAUAAUAAAAUGCUAUUCCUUGUGAA